Molecule: messenger RNA, 805 nt
Organism: Oncorhynchus tshawytscha (Chinook salmon)
Lineage: Eukaryota; Metazoa; Chordata; Actinopteri; Salmoniformes; Salmonidae
Product: calcium-binding protein 2-like
Exons: 3
Molecular function (GO): calcium ion binding
Source: RefSeq, a predicted model, not a curated record
CUCAUCACCCCUGUGACCAUUUCUGUAAUGACUCUUGUUUCCCUCUAGGUGGCGGCAGAGUGGACUUUGAGGACUUUGUGGAGCUGAUGGGUCCUAAAAUGUUGGCAGAGACAGCAGACAUGAUAGGAGUGAAGGAGCUCAGGGAUGCUUUCAAAGAAUUUGACUCUAACGGGGACGGUCAGAUAAGCCUGGCUGAACUGAAGGAGGCCAUGAAAAAGCUGGUGGGGGAGCAGCUCAACCAACCAGAGAUUGACGAGAUCCUCCGAGAUGUCGACCUCAACGGGGACGGCCUGCUCGACUUCGAGGAGUUUGUCAGGAUGAUGUCCCGCUGACUCUCCUGGCCAGAAGACCGUGAUGACAUGACUUUAAGAGACUAGUAAACAACAAAACCUCCUCUGUUAGAUGUUAUGGACCAGUCCUCAGUCUGUUGUUGUACAUGUAAUUACAGUAUUAUUGAUGUACAAAUAUUUCAUGUUGUUUUUUGAGUAUUUGUUCUUACUUUUUUUUUGUUGCUAUAGCAACAAUCCCUCCUAGUACUGUAUGUUUUUGUUGUAUAACUGUAACACUGUAAUGAUAAUAAUAAUAAUAAUAUUUGUAAAGUGCUUUUCAUGUAUUAUGAUCAGUGCUACACUAUGUUAUCAGCUAGUAUUGCUUUUGUAUAGUUUCAGCCAGUAAUUUUAAAAGUAGUGCUCACGAGCAAAAAUGGGUCCCCUUAAAUGUGUAUUACAGCAUCCAUUUUGUAUGAUAUGUUACGUCCUACAAAAUAUCCACAAAUAUAUACACAGUUGAAGUCGGAAGUUUACAU